This is a messenger RNA of Haplochromis burtoni (Burton's mouthbrooder), 2074 nucleotides long. RefSeq names its product eukaryotic translation initiation factor 2A (gene eif2a). Gene Ontology annotation, biological process: translational initiation. The record is from RefSeq and is a predicted model, not a curated record. Gene Ontology annotation, cellular component: cytosolic small ribosomal subunit. The transcript is spliced from 16 exons. Bases 101 to 1843 code for a protein of 580 amino acids. Gene Ontology annotation, molecular function: translation initiation factor activity; protein binding; ribosome binding. NCBI's taxonomy places the organism in Eukaryota, Metazoa, Chordata, Actinopteri, Cichliformes, Cichlidae.
ACGUGUCACUGACUGUCUGCUGACGUGGCGCUGAUAGACCCACCUCUCGGUGGUCUGAAGCAUUUCCGGGGUGCUGUUUUCUUCUUCCGGCACAAUAAACAUGGCGCCCCCCGUCCCGUUGCUGGCAGUGCGAGGAUCCGAUGGCACGUCUCUGCUCCGAGGCCCCCCCCACUGUGAGCCACAUGCAGCUUUCCAGAGGGACUGCCGGCCCAGCAGAUGUGUGACCUUCAGCACAGACGGGACACUCUUUGGUUGGUGUAACGGACAAAAUGUCUCCAUCGUGAACCCCUCAGAUGGCGCUGUGGUGUCGACCUUUGACCUCCCGAAGACAGCCCUGCUGGAAUUUUCUCCACUCAACAACAUCCUGGUUACCUGGCAACUGUACACGAAGACUCAGGACAGUCCUCAGGGGGAAGCCAACCUCCAGCUGUGGGAGCUGCGCAGCGGACGACUCAUCAAAGCCCUCUAUCAGAAGAAGGUUGAGUCGUGGUGUCCCAGCUGGUCUGAAGACGAGAAGAUCUGCGUGAGGAUCGUCAACAACGAGCUGCACUUCUAUGAGGACAACGACUUUGACUCCAUCGCCAACAAGCUCCACAUGCAGAAGGUGUCCGACUUUGCGCUGUCGCCUGGAGGUCAGCCCAGCAAGGUCGCCGUCUACGUUCCGGGCAGCAAAGGAGCUCCUUCGUUCGUCCGCCUGUAUCAGUACCCGGCGUUUGGAGGGCCGACUGCUGCGCUCGCCAACAAGAGCUUCUUCAAGGCUGACCGAGUGAUGAUGCAGUGGAACAAGAAAGCCUCGGCCGUGCUGGUGACGGCGAGUACUGAAGUGGAUAAAACUGGCGCGUCGUACUAUGGAGAGCAGACGCUGCAUUACCUCGGCGUUAACGGAGAGACGGCGCUGGUCCAGCUGUCGAAGAACGGCCCAAUCUACGACGUGGCGUGGAGUCCAAGCUCCACCGAGUUCUGCGUGGUGUAUGGCUUCAUGCCAGCCAAAGCCACUGUCUUCAACCUCAAAUGUGACCCCGUCUACGACUUUGGGACCGGACCGCGAAACGCAGCGUACUACAGCCCUCAGGGCCACAUCCUGAUCCUGGCCGGCUUCGGUAACCUGCGAGGUCAGAUGGAGGUCUGGGAUGUGAAGAACUACAAACAGGUGUCCAAACCUCAGGCGCCAGACGCCACUCAUUUCUCCUGGUGUCCCGAUGGUGAGCAUAUCGUCACGGCGACCUGCUCUCCUCGGCUGCGGGUCAGUAACGGUUAUAAGAUCUGGCACUACACCGGCUCCGUGCUUCAGAAAUGGGACGUGACGGCCGGCUCGGAGCUGUGGGAGGUGCGCUGGCAGUCGCUCCCCGACGGCAGCUUCCCCAAGCGACCAAUCAAGUACCAGGCAGCGCCCAGCCAGCUGGGGUCCACACAGGCCCCGCCCACACAGGCGUACCGGCCACCCGCACUGAGACACCUGCCCGCCACGCCCAGCUCCAAACUGCACGAGGACGAGCCUCCUCAGGACCUUCGUCCCGGAGCUUCGGGAGAGAAGAGUCUCUCUAAAUCUGCUCUGAAGAACCAGAGGAAACGAGAAGCAAAGAAGGCAGCGAAGCAGGAGGCGAAACCAGAACCAGAACCUCCCACUGACCCCGCCGCUGUCAGUAACAGCCAAUCAGAGGCAAGCAUCGGUGACGCAGAGGUGGAAAAGAAGAUCAAGAACUUAAAGAAGAAACUGAAGGCCAUCGAGGAGCUGAAGGAGCAGCAGGCAUCGGGGAAGGUCCUGCAGAAGAACCAGGUGGAGAAGAUCCAGAAGGAGGAGCAGCUGCUGAAGGAGCUGCAGGAGCUGCAGAUCGGACAGUAAGAGGUCCCUGGGAGCUACAGACCACGCCUCCCAUCCUGCAGAACACAGAGGGACGGUGGCGUCUGUGAUUGAGUUUUUAGUUGAGGGGCGGGGCUUAUCUGACAGGUGUGGCAUGCCUCCAGAGGGUUAGACUGAGUGGAUGUUUGUUCCUUAUGUUCACGCCCUGCCCGUGGCUGCGAGCGCUCCUCUGCCUCAGCUGGAGGUUGUCCAGUAAUAAACUUUGUAACAGAU